GAGGACACGCUGACCAGCUCCACACACAGACCUGUCAGCUGAAGCGAAUGGUCACCUGACAGAGAUGGCCGAUACAGGAUUGUGCUGCAGCAGCCUGGAGGAGCCCAAAGCCCUGAUGAAGAUGGGUCUGAGCGUGGUCCUCGUGGGUCACGUUAACUUCUUACUGGGAGCGCUGGUGCACGGCGUGGUGCUCAGGCACAUCAACCUCCACAAGCAGGCCCGGGCCAUGGAGUACGCCAUCUCCAACGUGGUGGCUCUCACCUCUGGCCUGGUGGGCAUCGUUGUUGGUGUUCUGGCUAUUGUUCUGUCUAAAAACAAGAAGAGUAGAGGCCUGACGUGGUCUCUCUUCACAGUCAGUCUGGUCGCCGCUCUCAUGGCGGCGGCGUCGGCCGUCGGGCUCUUCGUGUCCGUGGUCAGGGCCAUCAUUCACGGUGGGCGGAGCCUCCUGACUCACUGCCGCUUCCCCGACGCCAUCGGCUACUCCAGCGUCACCAACGAGUGUCCUUUUGACCCCACGCGAAUCUACAGUACCACCCUGAUCCUUUGGGCUCCUCUGAUCGUGACUUGUGUCAUCCAGCUGGUUUUUUCCGCCCGUUGCUUUGCUGUCUGCGUUUCCUUCCUGGGUCUGCCUUGCUGCCCCACCAGGAAGAAACCCAGAGACUACGGCAGAGCGAUCAAUGUGGUGAGGCCGAUGGAGGAAGUUGCUCGCUAUACUGAGCCUCCAAGAAGCUACAAUGAACCUGCAACACGCCAUCCUGAGCGUCCAAGACACUACAAUGAAAAUCCAAGACGGACCGCUGCACCUCCAAGAAGGACCACUGCACCUCCAAGACAGCAGCACCGACCUCCUCCUCCUCCACAGCAGCAUGUUCCCCGCCAGCACCAGAGUCUUCCUCCGUCGGAGAGGCGGCCUCUUCACCAACCGUAUAGAGAAAGGUCAGACAGAGAAAGGGCAGAAACAAGGUCUGGCAGCCAGCAAAGGGCACCGGAGCAACACCAGCUGCUGCAGAGGGGUGCACUGGAAAGGUCCAGCUUCUGGAUUUAGCCAUACUUGACAUGUUAGACCUUCUCGAAGAAUGAAACACAGCGCUUACAGGUUCUAUGCUGUAGUUUUAGCCACAGUGCUUGGAGUUAAACAUGCUCACUACCCUCGAUUCCUGUCAGUACUUCACAGCCACGACCUCAGAGACUGAAGAUGUUUUAUUUAGUUGACCUGAUGUAUGGGUGUUCUCAGGCUCAGACUGUUUGCACGGUGUGCAGGAUCCCAGCGAUGUGAGUUUGUCUGUUCUUGUCUACUUAUGAGAGACAAAAUAUUCGUAUCAGGAGAGAAAUACGAGCUCAGGUGAGCGCUAGAGGGAGAACAUGGUGACAGUCCUCAAUGGAAUAGUUUGACAUUAUGGGAAAUAACUUUUUUGUAAAGAGUUGGAGAUUGAUACCACUCGAAUGUCUGAUGUACGGAGCUGCAGUUAAACCAUGGCUAACUUUGCUUUGAAUUAAGACUUGAUGUAGGGGGGAAAUUGGCGCCCACCUCUCCUCAGAGCGAAACAAAAAACACCGAACAAGAACUCCUGUUUAUUAUGAAAGUGUGAAGAUUACAAGGUGUGGUUUUUCACAGGGGUUAUUGGUGCUUUAACAUCUGCAAAAUUAAAAAGAACAAGAUAAACAUCGCUUAUUCUGACUUGGGAGUCACAAACUGUAUUUCCAUAACAUUUUUAUGUACACUUGCAUUAGAUAAAUCACAAUUGUGCAAAAAGGUUUUGGUGAAAUUAGUCUGCUUAGUUACAGCGAACCGCCACGUUUCUGUGACAUGAAGAACUUAGCAAGUCAGAAGCUGAAGUUUCCUGUGACUUCUGGACUUGUGUGAAUUUUCUUAGCCAGGAACCCUUUUUUUUCAAAUUCCAACACCACAUGAAUGCGCUACCGUUUCAUGACGCUUUAGCUCCAGUGCUACCUCGUCACAUUGCUUACGUUGGCUAAUUCUGUCAUGUUACAGACUUGCAGCAGUUUGUGAAACCAGUUAUGAACGAACCUCCUAUCACUGUAAUAAUUUGUUUUAAAUAACGUGAUGUGAACACACGCUUGAGAAUUCAGCCUUUGUAUGAAGUUAGCUUAGCAUUAAAUUUGAAAUGGAGAAAAGGCUAAUCUGACUUAACACGUGUGUCGGUGCCACUAAUUAACACUAUUUUUCAUGUUUUUUUUAAAUUUCUUUUCAGUGUUUACACAAACAGAAAUAGCCAUUCUUGCCAUUUCUUCUGCUUAUGCUAGCUUGGCUAAGCUAAUUGCCUCCUGAGUCUAAGCUUUAAGCUGAAAAACGAGCGUGCUAAGGGGACUUUUUGCCCAAAACCAGUGUAUUUCCCACAAUGUUGAACUAUUUCUUUUAAGGUUUGAAUUCACACAUAUAGAAAGGGCGGGUAGCGUAAUAAUUAUCCAUACAAGUGAAGCGUUUACAGCACGCCGAGUGUGUGUGGGUGUGCCUUCUGCUUUCUACCUGUUUUUGCCAAGAAUUGAGCCUCUGGUAUGUGCUGCCUGUCUGAAUCCAAUGUGUGUGUCUGUUUUAUCCGCCGUUAGGUCAAGAGAAACUAGUAGUGGAAGUUUUUGUAUUUAUUGCCAAAGUAAAUAAAGUUUUUAUUCUCAGUAA
Molecule: messenger RNA, 2638 nt
Organism: Stegastes partitus (bicolor damselfish)
Lineage: Eukaryota; Metazoa; Chordata; Actinopteri; Pomacentridae
Gene: tmem54b
Product: transmembrane protein 54b
Exons: 6
Coding region: 65-1045 (326 amino acids)
Source: RefSeq, a predicted model, not a curated record